Messenger RNA from Rotaria sp. Silwood1, 2214 nucleotides. The record is from the annotation of a GenBank genome assembly. Lineage: Eukaryota; Metazoa; Rotifera; Eurotatoria; Philodinida; Philodinidae.
AUGGAAGCAGCUGAUCUAAUUGAUCGUGUUUACAAUGAUACAGGAAUUUCAUUUGUAACAUCAUCAAUUACCCAUCGUCAAUCGUAUUCAGUUAGUAUGAUCGAUACGAUAUUUACUAGUGGACGCCAAUUAUCGAAUCACGGUGUUGAUAAAAUUCACACAAAUACAUUUGGAUUUUUUCAACAAGAAAUUUGUGGUAUUAGUGGCUUAGAUGGAAAAUCAUUUACAACAGAUUUAAUUGUUCCUGAAAAUCAAGAAAAAUCUUUAAAAAAAACAAAUAGUACAAAUAAAGAUUUCAAAUCAACACAAUAUGGAUACACGUCGACCAAGCAAAGUCCAGAUCCAGUAACGCGUUUAACAGAACACGUGAAACUCGUUAAGUAUCAAACUCCAAUUAAAGAUAAAUUAAUUUAUGUUGUUGCACCAAUCACAUUGGGUGAUUUCGUUGUACCAUUAAUACAUAAUCACAGAUGUGUUGAAAAUAUUUACAUAUAUCAAGAUUCUACUGACGAAGAAUCGACUGAUUGGAUUCAAGAAUAUUCAAAAAUUCGUGGUAAUGGAUCUUCCAUUGAUCUAUUAACAAAGCAAAUUAUAGAAGACAUUGAUUCUAUUAUGAAACGUCCAUCACGCUGGUCAAGAUCUAAAACAUUAUUGGCCGCAUUAUGUUCGCAAACAAAUCAAACUGACCCAUUAGUUUCUAUCGAACAUACGUUCAAAGAUGAUUUAAACACAAUAUGUAUUUUCACAUUAUUUCUCGGUUCACGUCGACCAUUUCAGCUGUUGCAUAGUAAUAUUAAAAUAUACGAGUUUUAUGAUGUUGAACAAUGUAUUCAAGCAGUUCAAAAUAACAGUUCAAUUCAUAUUUAUCUGAUUAUUUCAAUGAGUGAGUUCCAGGAUAUUCGAUCUUUAGUUGAACUCGAUCCUAUCCAUGCAGUUUAUAUUGUGACCGAUCUCGAAUCGAAUGAAAUAAUCGAGGCAAUGUCAACUUAUUCGAAAUUGAGUGGUAUAUUUGUUCUCAAUGAAGACCUACUCGAUCAACUCAUCACAGACAUUUGUUUCUAUCGUCAAAUUCGAUUUCGUUUGCCAAAUAUGAACAUUUUCAAACUUGAGUCAAAUAUUCUCGAUAAACUUAACGAACGUCAAGUAGACUUUUUGUGCUUUCAACUAUUUAGUGGCAUACUAUCGGAGUUACCAAAUCAAUCGAUCAGAACUGAUGAUAGUAGUACCCAGAAUGAUGGUCACCUUCUUAGUCAUUUAAUUGAAGCAAACACAAAGAUCAAUUAUCUUUUCAAAGACUUCAACUCUUCUACAUUACAAAAUUCGGCAACAACUUUGAAAGAAAUCAAUCAACGAAUUUUAUCCUUAGCAGAAGAUAUCAAUCUAUCUUCUGAUACCGUCUAUCGAGCUCAAAUAGUAUCAGAGACAGAUUUAAAAAUGUUACAAGAUAAUUCAAAUAACCUACUCGCUAUACAAACAUUCGUUUUAGCUUCACGUUCGUUUCAAUCUGUAGUAGAUAUUUGUCGUCGAGCAAUCGAUAAUCAACUUACUGUAGUUCUCUUUGAGCUGAAAUUGUCUGAUAAAAUUUCGGUGGCACAAUUAAAUUCGGAUACGUUGGCUUUUAGUCUUGGUUCUCUCUUUCGAAUAGUUUCAACUGAUGCAGAACCCAGCGGUGUUUGGCGUGCACAAUUGGAGCCGGCUGAUGGUGCAAUGCAACGUAUUAGAAAUCAACUUCGAAUUGAGAUUGGUGGUCAUCUUACAUGGUUGACAUUCGGCAACUAUUUGACUGCUUUGAAACGAUACGAUGCAGCUAAGAAUUACUACGAAUAUCUUUUACUCGUACUUCCAUCGGAUCAUCCAAGUCUUGCUUUUAUUUACGACAACAUGGGUUUGAUGUAUUCGGAAAUGUCCGAUAAUGAAAGAGCAUUAACAUUAUUUAAUCAAGCAUCCGAAUUGGACGUUGCCAAUCUACCCAUGCCAGUUAAACAGACAAAAGUAUCAACUACGGAUCUAUCGUGUCCAGAAUCUUCUUCUAUUGACAAAAUGACAAUAUUCAACAAAAUAGCAGAAAUCAAAUGUUGUGAAGGAGAGUAUCAAGCAGCAAUUGGCUAUUAUCGUGAAGCACUUCAUCUUGCAACAGAUUCAGCAUCAUUGCAGUUUUAUCAAACGAAAAUUGAACAACUUUUAUCUAUAAAAGAUACUGUUGAUUCGGACUAA